AUGGCAACUCCCUAUUAUGGUAUGAUCGAAGAAGUUUGGGUGAUGCUGAUUGAUGAUGACAAAGAGUUUGUCACUCACAUGACUGUUAUAACAGUUGAUACGACUUCAACAACAGUGUCAUUGCUCUCUAAAGGAAAUCAAAUAAUCGAUGUGAUGAUACUCAAUGUCCAUUCAUCAAACCUUCUUUCUUUUGCCCUCUUAGCUCAAGCUGUGGCUUUGGAUAUAAUUUCACUCGUUGUAUGUGAUGAAUUCAAUGAACUUGUUGCAAAGAAGACUUUGGAAGAUGGAGCUUAUCUUUACCUUAAAAAGCCAUUUGACAAGGAAAUUGUGAGAUACUUGUGGCAAUUCGUAUUGAGUGAAAAAAUACAAAGAGAGAAAGCGAGAAAAGGAUCAGGAAAACAUAAAUAUCAUAUGAAGUUUGUUGAUAUCAGUACUAAUAAUAUUGUUGGAGAAAAUAAAGAACCCGAAGAGAAAAAUGUCUCUUAUACUAAGGAACAGAGCAAUAAUAUUCAUGAGGCUGGAAGCGAUGUUGUAUUAAGUGGAAAAUACACGCUACAUAGGAAGAGAGGAUGUUACCCCAAGAAGAUUCUUGAAGUGAUGAACUUGCCUGGUCUUACUAGGAUGCAAGUUGCAAGCCACCUGCAGGGAGCAACAUAUUCAGGUAGCAUAAUAGUGUCUAGUACAUACAUUGGAAAUGCAAUAAUUAAUAACUACAACUUGAAUGUCCUUGUGGACAAUGUGACAACUUAUUCAAGUAGUGCAAUGGUGUCUGAUACUUAUGUUGGAAAUGUUACUAUUAAUGGACUGGGAGCAACAAAUGUGAAUGCAAAUGCCCAACAACAUGUUGGUGAACCAAUCAUGUCUGGUCCAAGAAAUACUGAUGUGGCAUCGUAUGAGAAUUACGUUGAAGGGAGUAACUCAAAUGAGAAGGAAAAUUGUGAUGCAUAUUUAAAUUUCAAUAAUAUGGAUUAUCUUUUCCAGAAUCUUGGACCUCCAAGUGCUAACCUACCUAAUGAGCAAGGCAAUGAGUUUGAUUAA
Messenger RNA from Solanum verrucosum, 1038 nucleotides. Its product is annotated as two-component response regulator ARR2-like. Gene Ontology annotation, molecular function: DNA-binding transcription factor activity. The record is from RefSeq and is a predicted model, not a curated record. Bases 1 to 1038 code for a protein of 345 amino acids. Lineage: Eukaryota; Viridiplantae; Streptophyta; Magnoliopsida; Solanales; Solanaceae. Gene Ontology annotation, biological process: regulation of DNA-templated transcription. Gene Ontology annotation, cellular component: nucleus. The transcript has 5 exons.